Molecule: messenger RNA, 1608 nt
Organism: Aspergillus campestris IBT 28561
Lineage: Eukaryota; Fungi; Ascomycota; Eurotiomycetes; Eurotiales; Aspergillaceae
Product: elongation of very long chain fatty acids protein
Exons: 1
Coding region: 1-1608 (535 amino acids)
Biological process (GO): fatty acid elongation, saturated fatty acid; fatty acid elongation, polyunsaturated fatty acid; fatty acid elongation, monounsaturated fatty acid
Cellular component (GO): endoplasmic reticulum membrane
Molecular function (GO): fatty acid elongase activity
Source: RefSeq, a predicted model, not a curated record
AUGUACGACUUCAAUGUCGACACCGCGUCGGGACCGGCCAUUGUCCGCAUUGGCCUCCCGCCCUCCUCCCUGCUGAGAUUCCCUCCCGACCAACUGCCCAACACCCUGCCCGCUCCCAUCAUCGAUCAACCCACCUGGGACCAGCCCUUCAACAUCCCUCCCACCCUCUACAACCAGGCUCUGGAUGUCCGCGUCCCCAUCACCAUCGCCGGGGUCUACGCCGUCACCGUCGUCCUGCUCAAUCGCGUCAACAAGGCCCGGGGUUACAAGCCGUGGGGCUUCAGCCAGUCCAAGCUCUUCAAGCUCUUCGUCAUCCUUCACAAUGUCUUCCUCGCCAUCUACUCCGCCUGGACCUUCGUCGGUAUGCUCAAGGCCUUCCGCAACUCGCUCCCCGCCCGGAACGAUCCCAAUGGCCUGAUCAGCGUGGCCGACGCCAUGUGCAAGAUCAAUGGCCCCCGAGGCUACGGCAACGCCGCCACCUACAACCCGUCGAUCGACCAGUGGACCAUGCGCAACCCGGCCUACCAACUGGCUGAGGGCGGUGUGCCGGACUCGACCGAUGUCGGCCGUCUGUGGAACCAGGGUCUGGCCUAUCUGGGCUGGAUCUUCUACCUGUCCAAGUUCUACGAGGUCGUCGAUACCGCGAUCAUCCUGGCCAAGGGCAAGAAGAGCUCGACCCUGCAGACCUACCACCACGCGGGCGCGAUGAUGUGCAUGUGGGCGGGAAUCCGCUACGUCGCUCCCCCCAUCUUGAUCUUCACCCUCGUCAACUCCGCCAUCCACGCCAUGAUGUACACCUACUACACCGUGACCGCUCUCCGCAUCCGCGUCCCGGGCGUCAUCAAGCGUUCGUUGACCAGCAUGCAAAUCACCCAGUUCCUGAUCGGCACCACGUGGGCGGCGUCCUACCUGUUCGUGCACUACACCCUCCCUCUGGACCCGUCCGCCGCCAGUGCCGCCGCCGCCGCUGGAUCCGCCGACGCGGGCUCCGUCUCGUGGCUGAAGAAGAUCGCCUUCCGCGCCGCCGGCGCCGAGGGCAUCGCAGAGAACGUGGGCCACGCCGAAGACGCCGGACAGCGUCUCCUCGUGGGCCCCAUGACGACCUGCAUGGACACCAGCGGCCAGGGCUUCGCCAUCUGGCUCAACGUGACCUACCUCCUGCCGCUGACCUUCCUCUUCGUGCGCUUCUUCAUCCGCUCGUACCUGUACCGCAAGGAGCCCGCCACCCGCCAGCCGACCCAGAUGCACUCGGCCGAGAAAGCCGGCCUGGACGCGCUCAAGGGCGUCAGCCGCGAGAUCCAGAAGUCCGUCGAAAUGAACGGCGAGACCAGCGAAGCUACCGACGACGAGGUGAUCAACAAGGCCAAGGCCAUCCAGGCCAAGAAGGCCCAGGCCGCUCCCCCCGCGGACAACUCCCCCGUGCGGACGCGCGCCUCGGCCGCCAACAAGCAGAAGUCGCGCGUCAUCGCCAGCGAGACCUCCGACCAGGGCUUCUCGCCCGUGACCAAGAAGGGCGCCAAGAAGGCCACCAAGGAGAACGACCACUCCAGCGCCAACGCCAACAUCAAGGGCAACAACCCGUUUGGGGUGCUUGACCGCAAUGCCUAA